This is a messenger RNA of Tribolium castaneum (red flour beetle), 2323 nucleotides long. It is a transcript of the gene stai, whose product is annotated as stathmin. Gene Ontology annotation, biological process: microtubule depolymerization; regulation of microtubule polymerization or depolymerization; neuron projection development. Gene Ontology annotation, cellular component: neuron projection; cytoplasm. NCBI's taxonomy places the organism in Eukaryota, Metazoa, Arthropoda, Insecta, Coleoptera, Tenebrionidae. The transcript is spliced from 9 exons. The record is from RefSeq and is a predicted model, not a curated record. Gene Ontology annotation, molecular function: tubulin binding. Bases 106 to 1281 code for a protein of 391 amino acids.
GCUCUCUAGACUCAUUCACUGUAGUUUCGCGACCGUCGGAGCGUCCUAGACGUCCUCCUCCACCAAAUAAUCUCACACGUGGAAGAGGCAAAAAAAUUCGGAAAAAUGUUGAUCGGGCUCGUUAGAGAAUCGGUUAUGCAGUGCUUCUGCCACACGUGCCGGGCACCACUUCCACCGGCCGUGCACAGAAGACAAAUCCCAAUCACAAAAGUCAAAACGAAACCAAGGACAAACCAGCCAAAAAGAGUACAAUUCGUGACGACCGAAGUUCGUUGUCAGGAAAAGACCAGGGGCGGAUUGCGUUAUGAGGUCAUUCUCAGCGAACCGGAAGUCAAGGCCACUCCGCCCAAAAAGGCCGUCUCACCAAAGAACAGCAUGUCCGUUCAGGAUAUCGAGGAUAAGUUGAAAGCCGCCGAAGAGCGCAGACAGCAAUUAGAAUCUAAUAAAAUCGCGGCUCUGGCGGCCAAGAUGCAGAAGAUUGAGGAAGCGUCCCGGAAGAAAGACGAACAGACUAGUCAAUUUAUUUCAGCCACUCGAGACGCCCUCGAGCAAAAAAUGGAGAAUCACACGGAGAAGCGCGAAGCGUACAUAACGGAUUUGAAAACCAAGCUUAAGGAUCACAUCGAAAACGUAGAGAAAACCCGAUUAUCAAUCGAACAGCAGACCGACGAAGUGAGAUCGGCAAUCGAGGAGAAGCUGAAGACGGCAUCAGUCCAACGCGAUGAGAAUAUCAAAAAGAUGCUGGAGCGUCUCAAGGAGCACGAAGAACAAGUGCAAAAAGUCCGGACCAGCAAUGCUCAUAAAUUCCAAAUGCUGGAAGCGGCCGUUCAGGAAAAACUCGAACAGGCACAGAACAGACGCGCUCAAAUCGAGCAAGAACAGAAAGAGAAAUUGCGCAAUUAUAACUCACGCCCUUUGGAAAUAAAACAAAGCGCUGUCUCCACGCUAGAAGUGCGCAAAAGUGAGGUUUCAACCCAACUGGAAACUAAAUUAACUAUCGCCGAACAAAAACGGGAACAGGAGAUUCAACGUAAACUCGAGAUCGCCAAAAAACAUAACGAGCACUUGAUGGAGGUUAAACAGUCGAUUGAAUCCGAGGAAGUGAAGAGCAAGACUGAAAUUGUUACUAAACUCGAGUCGAAGCUCACGACAGCUGAGCUCAACCGGGAGAAAGAAAUGCAGCGCAAAUUGGAGAACAUCAAAAAGAAUGAGAAGCGAGCCGAGACGGUGCGCCAGAACAAGGCGAACAUCCUCGCUCAGAGCACCCCGUCGUCUGGUUAAAUACCAGGAGCCGUAGUUGUAUUUUGUAUUCAUAAUCAUCCGCUUUUAUCAACAAGUCUUGGGUUUUUUGCCUCAAGACCAAUAUCAUAUUUGGAGAAGAUUAUCAGUAGUUAAGUUCUUCUCAAGUAUUGCUUUUAGACUGAAAACUUGUGAUUAUUUUAUAUUUUCAUUUGUAUUUGUUUUAUGGUGAAUAUGCUCACGUUUUAAUGAAAUCUCGUUUGUGUUUUUUUGUGUUUCGUAGUAUUUUUUGCAAAAGUCCAAUUUAGUGUAAUUAAUAAUAAGCGAAUUAAUGGUAAUGUUUUUGAAAUGACCAGCUGCUUAGCCACCUGUGAACAAUUAUAGAGCUUUAAGAUGUGUUUCGCGCACUUUUUCACAUGUAGCUAGAAUUUAAAGAAAUGUAAAUCAAAGUCUUAUUUUUGUGUAAUGAGGGGUGGGGUCUUCGAGCGACUUGGCAAUGCGUUAAUAUUUCUUAUAGAAAAGUGCAGCUAACGCAUGUCAGUGCCAUUUUUAUUACAAAACGCGGGUGGCUCGAACGACCCGAUCGCAAAAACUAGGAAGUAAGUUAUUGAUUGCGAAAAAAGUACACAUGAUUGCGGUGUCUACUUUUUAAGUUUCAAUAAGGGAUGAGUAUUCGUUAAGUGUUUAUAUCACAACAACCGCCUCGUGCUGCCUUGUGUAUGAACGUCGGAGUGACCGGAACCCGGAUUGUGCUUUUCUAUGUAGUUGUUUUAGUUUGAUUUGCCCACACGUUGGGCAAACUGAACGAAAAUAUCACUACAAGCUUCUGUGAUGAGUUGUUUUUUCAAAUAUAAAUUUAUAGCAGAGAUAUUUAGCUAAAGUGUAAACUAGCAUUUGUGUAGUGUUCGGCAGCCACCGAUUCAUGUUUCAUACGCUUUCAUGUAUAAACGAAUAUUUUUUGGUCGGACCAUCAUUAACGCUACAUUUAACGUGUUGGUUGUAACAUUUGUAACGUUCGGUUUUAGGUCUUACGUUUUGUUCUGUAAGUACUAAUGUUGCUUAAUAAAAUUAUUAACAAUUAAAA